Molecule: messenger RNA, 1329 nt
Organism: Cyphellophora attinorum
Lineage: Eukaryota; Fungi; Ascomycota; Eurotiomycetes; Chaetothyriales; Cyphellophoraceae
Product: Histone acetyltransferase type B subunit 2
Exons: 3
Coding region: 1-1329 (442 amino acids)
Biological process (GO): regulation of gene expression
Cellular component (GO): nucleus; Rpd3L complex; Rpd3L-Expanded complex
Molecular function (GO): histone binding
Source: RefSeq, a predicted model, not a curated record
AUGGAGGACGACGAGAAUGCCAUGGAGGAGUUCUCCGCCGCUGAGCACGCAGACAAGAUCAACGAACAAAAGAUCAUCAACGAAGAGUACAAAAUAUGGAAGAAGAACGCACCCUUCCUAUACGAUCUCAUACUCAGUACCGCCCUCGACUGGCCAACACUCACAACACAAUGGUUCCCAGACAAGCAGGACAUUCCCGGCAGUCGCUACUCAAAGCAUCGGCUCCUCAUAGGAACACACACUGCUGAAGGGCAGCCCAACUACCUGCAAAUCGCCAACGUACAGCUCCCAAACCCCGCGCCACCCGAUGCGAAGGAUUACAAUGAGGAAACGGGCGAGAUUGGAGGCCAUGGGCCUGCGGCGAAUAAGCCAGCGACUGAGGUCAAGUUCAACAUCAUCCAGAAGAUCACACAUCCCGGAGAAGUGAACAAGGCUCGGUAUCAACCACAAAACCCGAACAUUAUCGCAACGAUGGCGACUGACGGAAGAGUACUUAUCUGGGACCGAACGAAGCAUUCAGUUACCCCCUCUCCGUCUCAACAACCGCAGAUUGAGCUUCUUGGCCACCAAAAAGAAGGCUACGGCCUCAACUGGAGUCCGCUCGAGAGUGGACAUCUUGCGACUGCCUCCGAAGACAAGACGGUACGGUUAUGGGACAUCAACCAGGCCUCCAAGACGAACACAAAACUCUCACCGAUGAAAACCUAUACACAUCACUCAGGCAUAGUGAAUGAUGUUCAAUACCAUCCCCAUCACAAAUCACUGCUUGGUUCGGUCUCGGACGAUGUCACUCUCCAAGUCGUCGAUCUUCGAUCCCCAGACACAUCACGAGCUGCGAUCAGAUCCAGUCCCAGUCUUCACAAAGGGCCGCUCAACGCCUUAGCAUUCCAUCUCGACGUCGAGACCCUUGUUGCGACUGGCAGCGAAGAUUCGACGAUUUCUCUCUGGGAUCUGCGAAACAUCAAAGUGAAGAUGCAUGUUCUCGAGGGCCACCACGAUAGUGUGACAGCACUGGAGUGGCAUCCAUUCCACCAGUCUGUGCUAGGCUCGAGUAGCUACGAUCGACGCAUACUAUUCUGGGAUCUGGGCAAGGUGGGAGAGGAGCAGACGCCAGAGGAUGGUCAAGAUGGACCUCCAGAAUUGCUCUUUAUGCACGGCGGCCAUACCAACCGUAUCAGCGACUUCUCAUGGAAUCUGCAUAAUCCGUGGGUUGUCUGCAGUGCCGCGGACGACAAUCUGAUUCAGGUCUGGAAGCUGUCAGAGUCCAUAGUGCCGAGGCACGGUGACAACGACUCGGAGGAUGUUCCAUUGAAUGAAGUGGAUGCUUAG